Anopheles darlingi is the source of this 2047-nucleotide messenger RNA. Its product is annotated as protein peste-like. The record is from RefSeq and is a predicted model, not a curated record. Gene Ontology annotation, cellular component: cytoplasm; membrane. Bases 58 to 1566 code for a protein of 502 amino acids. The transcript is spliced from 3 exons. Gene Ontology annotation, molecular function: scavenger receptor activity. Lineage: Eukaryota; Metazoa; Arthropoda; Insecta; Diptera; Culicidae.
UACUCCGUUGCGCUGUUUAUCUCUCUGUGUCGUUCUCUCUCUCAGCUUCUGUACAGGAUGCUGCGGCGUUGCUGUCGCUGGUACAUGGUGGUCGGAUUUGGGCUAGCCGUAGCCACCACCGGGUUGAUCUUUCUGCUCGGCUGGCGCGAUAUGUUCAACACGCUCGUGAUGGAGGAGAAGUCCCUGGCGCCCGGGACGCCGUACUACAAGGAGUGGCGCCGACCGGCGGUCCGGCCUGUUUGGCGCAUCCAGCUGUACAACUGGACGAACGCGGCGGCACAGCUCGCCGGUGAUCCAGCGCACACGGAACCACACUUUCAACCGGUCGGACCGUUCGUCUAUGAAGAACACACGGAACCGGUCGAUGUGAAGGUGUACGCGGCCAACGGCACGAUCGCCUACCGUCGGCGUACCAUUUUCCGGCUCAUGGACGAUACCAAUGCAUCCCAGCAGCGCAACGUAACCACCAUUAACCUGGCCCUGCUUGCGGUAGCGUCGGUGGCGCGCACGCUUAGCAGCGCUACGCAACGCGAACUCUCCUUUCUGCUGCACAGCCUCGACCAGACGCUCACCAUGACACGGCCGGCGGGGGAGCUACUGUUCACUGGGUACCGGGAGCCGCUGGUGGCCGCCGUGCGCCAACACAUUUGUGAUGAACGGCCGGGUGCGGCCGUCCUCUGUCAAGAGGCCACCGAUCGGAUGGCCCUCUUCCACACCUUCAACCUGACGCGUCGACCGGCCCACCAGCAGUACCAGCUCAGCACCGGGCUCCACGAUCACGGGUCGUACGGUUUGGUCAAGGGACCCGGUCGGUGGCAGCAGUCCGGUGGUUGCGGCCCAGAUGCGGAUCCCUUCAGCGGCUACACCGGUGACCUUUUUCCAUCACGCACACUAGACCGCACCCAGCCACUGGUGAUUGUCCUGCCGGAUCUCUGUAUGCGUGUGCGGCUGCUGUACGAUGGUGAAAUCACGGUAGACGGUAUCGUGGGAGCUAGGUACGUGGCGGAAACCGUACCCAAUGCCGAUGUCUGCCCGAUGGAACCGAACCGAACGGUACGUCCGGUCACGGCCGUCGGUGGUAUGCUCAACACGUAUCCUUGCGCUGGUUUGCCACUGUACAGUGUAGCCGCCGCUUCCUCCGGCAUCUUUCUGGUGGUCGAAACAGUGACGGGCAUCGUGCUGGAGUCGACGAUCGCCCUACGGUACGAGGCGAUGCUCGAACCGAGCAGCCUGCUCGCCCUGCUCCAGGAUGUACCGAGCAUGCGUGUCCCGGUCGUCGAGUUCCGGCGCCACUAUCGGCUACACCCGGUGCAAGCCGGCCGGUUGCGGCACCUGUUGCGGCUGCUCGAUACAGGGCACCGGGCCGCACUCGCCGGUACCGGGCUCGGAUUGUUUAUAGCCGCCACCGCCCUGGCGUACGCUCUGGUUGCGCACCGGAGGGCGCAAAGGCGAGGCCGGCAUGGUGACGGUCCCGGUGCGCUCCACAAGCAUCCAUCCGCAGCAGCCAACAGCGAGUAUCGCGUGGUCGGCACACACCUAGGCAGCGCCGACACUACUAGCUACUGAGCGCUACUAGAAGCAAAGCAAGGGGGCCUGCUCUCUAUUGGAAAUUGGUGAGGAGGUGGUUGUGCCGGGAAACAUGGAACACAUAAAAGCAAAGCAGAGUACUCCGGAGCUCCCCUGUAAGCAUUGCAGCACCGUGUCGAAAUGAUCCAAGCUGCUUGUGACUGGAGACAACAUUUCCAGGUCUAUUCUACACCCUACGAAAUUAAAAUGGCACCACCUACUUUUUUUCUCUGUAACAGACGAAUAAUUGAGCUCUAACUCAAUGCUUUCUGUUAUAUGUGGUAAAUUGUGUUCCGGAUUAAACCAGCUUUGAAAAGUUUUGAUCUGUGGAUCCGUUUUUUAGUAAAUCCAGAAAAAAAACUAAAAAAAGGGUGCGAAAUACAAAUAGCACCACCAAUGACUUUCAACAAAAUUCAUCCAUAUUUCUAAAAAUUCAUCAUUUUUCCAAUAGUUAUUGUCGUGUCAAUCUUUCAGAUGACUU